Molecule: messenger RNA, 831 nt
Organism: Procambarus clarkii (red swamp crayfish)
Lineage: Eukaryota; Metazoa; Arthropoda; Malacostraca; Decapoda; Cambaridae
Source: RefSeq, a predicted model, not a curated record
AUGACACCAAGCCUUUGCCUUUAUCUUAUCACAUCAAGCCUUGUCAGUCUCAUCACACCAAGCCUUUGCCUUUAUCUCAUCACAUCAAGACUUUGCCAGUCUCUUCACACCAAGCCUUCGUCUUUGUCUCAUCACUCCAAGCCUUCGCCUUUGUCUCAUGACAUCAAGCCUUUGCCUUUAUCUCAUCACAUCAAGACUUUGCCAGAGUCUCAUCACACCAAGCCUUCGCCUUUAUCUCAUCACACCAAGCCUUCGCCUUUGUCUCAUGACAUCAAGCCUUUGCCUUUGUCUCAUCACACCAAGCCUUCGCCUUUGUCUCAUCACACCAAGCCUUUGCCUUUAUCUCAUCACAUCAAGACUUUGCCAGUCUCAUCACACCAAGCCUUCGCCUUUAUCUCAUCACACCAAGCCUUCGCCUUUGUCUCAUCACACCAAGCCUUCGCCUUUAUCUCAUCACAUCAAGACUUUGCCAGAGUCUCAUCACACCAAGCCUUUGCCCGUCUCAUCACACCAAGCCUUUGCCUCAUCACACCAAGCCUUUGCCUUUGUCUCAUCACACCAAGCCUUUGCCUUAUCACACCAAGCCUUUGCCUUUGUCUCAUCACUCCAAGCCUUCGCCUGAGUCCCAUCAUCCCAAGCCUUUGCCUGAGUCCCAUCAUCCCAAGCCUUUGCCUGAGUCCCAUCAUCCCAAGCCUUCGCCCGAGUCCCAUCAUACCAAGCCUUCGCCUUAGUCCCAUCACCACAAACCUUUGCCUAAGUCCCAUCAACCUGAUACUCGCUUCUAGCCUAUCACCCGGACCCUUGCCUUUAGUCUAUCACACCAGACCCUAG